GCCAAAGCCUGCCUCGCCAUGCGGUCGGACCAGAUUCGCGGACAUCACAACCGUCAGCGCUCAGCGGCGGUAUUGAUACCCAUCGACCUCCUAUAAAGCCCCUCAUCGCUGUUGCCAGUGACCAACAGCACCAUCUCUUCUACGUUCACGCAGGUACAGAUCACAGAAUGACGACCGCCGCCGUCGCACAGCUCCAGGCAGAGGUUAAACGCCUCCAACAUGAGCUCUCCACAGUCAAGGCGCACGAGCAGGCUCCCGCCAACAGCGAGCAGAUCUAUGUCGGGCAGUACCUUGUCGAGCGAUUGGUGCAGCUUGGUGUCACUAAAAUGUUUGGAGUGCCGGGAGAUUUCAACCUCGGAUUUCUCGACUUCGUAGAGGACCACCCGAAGAUAGAUUGGGUUGGCAACUGCAACGAGCUGAACGCCGGGUAUGCCGCCGAUGGCUAUGCACGAGUGAAGGAGACCAGCAUGGGUGUGAUCACUACGACCUUCGGCGUCGGAGAGCUCAGCGCGACCAAUGCUAUUGCCGGAGCAUUCUCCGAGCAUGUUCCGGUCCUUCACAUCGUCGGUGUGCCGAGUACUUUGCAGCAGAAGAAUAAACCAAUGCUUCACCAUACUCUCGGUGAUGGACGAUAUGAUGCAUACUUCCGCGCCGCACAGCAGUUCACCAUUGCCGCAACAAGCCUCGAGUCCAAACAGACGGCUGCUGCCGAGAUCGAUCGUGUCUUGACUGAAUGCAUCGUCCACGCCCGCCCCGUGUACCUCAUGCUUCCGACCGAUCUCGCAUACGAGCGCAUUCCUGCGUAUCGUUUGAAGACGCCUCUCAGUGCCGAGCCACCCGCAAACGAUCCUGAUGUUGAAGCAUUCGCACUCGAUGAGAUCGUCAGGCUGGUUGAAGAGGCUGGUCAGGAUGUCAUCAUCCUUGUUGACGCCUGUGCGAUCAGACACAACGUGAAGAAGGAAGUUGCUGAGCUGGUCAAGCGGACGGGGUUCCCUGCAUACGCUGCGCCGAUGGGUAAGACUGCUAUCGACGAGCAGUAUGAGCGAUAUGGAGGAAUCUAUGUCGGUUCCAUCAGCCACCCAAAGAUCAAGGAAAAGGUCGAGAAUGCGAAGCUUAUCCUCUCUAUCGGUGCGCUCAAGAGCGACUUCAACACUGGUAACUUUACAUACCAUAUCCCUGCUAACCGGACCAUCGAGCUGCACUCCACGAGCGCUACGGUGCAGUUUGCUGAGUUCCCAGGCAUUGGCAUGAAGCGUCUUCUGCCUAAGCUUACUGAACGGUUGCACCCCAUGAAGCAGGGCGCUCUAUCGCUCCAGGUGCCGCAUUUCAAGUACCCUUGUCCGAAGGAGGACAAUGAAGAUAUUACGCAGUCUUGGCUGUGGCCGCGGAUGGGUGAAUUCUUCCGUCCGAAGGAUAUCAUCGUUGCAGAGACGGGCACGUCCAGCUUUGGUGUGCUCGAGGUGCCGUUCCCGUCGGAUGCGAUGUUCGUUAGCCAGAUCCUAUGGGGUUCGAUCGGGUGGACGAUCGGUGCGACGCUGGGCUGUGCCCUCGCGGCACAAGACGCGGGCUACAAGAGGACGAUCCUCUUCGUUGGUGAUGGCAGUCUGCAACUCACUGUGCAAGAGCUGUCCGUGAUGAUACGCUCGCACGUGAAGCCGAUCAUUUUCGUGCUCAAUAACAGCGGGUACACGAUCGAGAGGUACCUGCACGGUAUGGAGCGCAAGUACAACGACAUCUCGGACUGGAAAUGGACGAAGCUGCUCGAAACCCUUGGUGGUCAGGAGGGCAAGACCUCUCAGUCAUACAAGGUCUCCACAAAGACGGAGCUGUCGAAGCUGCUGGACGACCCGAAGUUCGCCGCGGCGGAGAAGAUUCAGCUUGUUGAGAUGACUAUGGACCCGCGCGAUGCGCCGCGGGCCCUGAAGCGCCAGGCCGAGCUCAGCGGCAAGACUAAUGCUUACGUCGCGGAGUUGCCAGAGGGGAAGGGUUUGGGCGAGGCUGUCUAAGGCGAAAGUUGUGUGACGAUGCAGAAUAGAGUUCAGAAGUGUAAAUGCAGACCGUAGCAAGAGCAUCGGGCUUUGUGGUCAUGUACGUUGUACGCUUACUACCAAGUGAAAGGCUUUUAUCAUGUCUACGGUUGGGCGUAAAUAUUCGGAUUCUUGCCGUGCUCGUGAGCUCC
Laetiporus sulphureus 93-53 is the source of this 2179-nucleotide messenger RNA. RefSeq names its product pyruvate decarboxylase. NCBI's taxonomy places the organism in Eukaryota, Fungi, Basidiomycota, Agaricomycetes, Polyporales, Laetiporaceae. The coding region runs from base 168 to 2006 and encodes 612 amino acids. The transcript is spliced from 13 exons. The record is from RefSeq and is a predicted model, not a curated record. Gene Ontology annotation, molecular function: magnesium ion binding; thiamine pyrophosphate binding; carboxy-lyase activity.